UUGGGAGACGUGACGUCGUGAAGACAACGGACAGCGCAGUGUGACUUACGUCAUAACCAGGAUGACGUCAUGGUAGAAAAAACAUGGGUAAUCCAACAAGCAACAUGUUUGCCGGGGACUAAAAUAAUAUGAGCGAACAGCGUAAAAAAUCGCAUAACUAUCAGAAUCCUGGAAAUUGGUACAAGGGGCGGCGCAAUGCAAUAAGUAAGGAUGUGGCACGGAAAAGGAAACAAUCACAAAGCAAAAAGAACCACCAUUUUCACCUGUCAGUGGUGAAUUACGAUAGCAACGCAACAAGCAAAGGCGAAGGUUUAAAAAAUUUGCCGAGAUCAUCUACUCACAGCGAGAAAUCAAAUGCAGAAUUGACGUCCUCUCAAAUUGCAGCGUUCCGAGAGAUAUUUGAUCUAUUUGACAGCAAUGGAGGAGGAACCAUCGAUGCCGAGGAGUUCGACAAGACCCUGCGUUCUGUUGGGGUUGCCCUGUCUCACGAUGAGAUCAGAGAAAUUAUGUGCAAAAUAGACAAGGACCAGAGCGGUGAAAUAGACUUUGAAGAGUUCCUAGAAAUCAUGACAAGCACGGAACAAUUUUUGGAGGCCUUUGCAAAUAACCACGCAGACGAAAAGGAGAGUCGAGGGUCUGACGUCCUGUACGAUGCGCUGACAAGAUUUCUUAAAUCUUGUGCUUUGGCAAAUAUGGAUGAAAUUGUGGGUUUCUACCACACGACAUACAAGCACGUCCAGGCUCCCCAUGUGGUCGGAUAUUAUGCAGCAGGCGCCAGAGUGAUUGGGCUUAACGAGAAGGAACUGGUCCAGCAUUUCGAGAACAUUAGGGCUCACAACGCAGCAUAUGGUGAGAAGUACGAGAAGAGCCCGUAUGCCCAACAACCCCACGUGAUACCUUCAGGCAGAACAAGCUACAAGCAUAACAUGGCGCGCAACACCAAGAAGAACAGGAAAAGAGGGAAAAUCAAGAUAAAGGUUUUACUGAAGCAUCCUGAGGCGGAACAGAGCCCUGACAUGGGGAGACUCUCCGACUCCUUCCCAAGGGUGUCUUGCAUAGGCCAGAGACAGGAAAAUAUGCCACACGAAAGAGAUUACCUUCGGCCACUGGACCCCCGGAACCGUCGCAAUGGGUGGAUGACACAUCGCUUGAAGCACACAUGGGUUCGUCUACCAGGGAUCCAUCUGAAAGAUACCAGAAGAUUUGAUACUCUCACAGCCGAAGAUUUACCAAAUAUCAGAACAAGCGUUGCAGUUGCCAAAAAGGCAUACCAGUCCCAUUUGAGGGAAGAGCAGCAGUGUGAGACAAUGCAGCACUGGAAGGCGCUGAAACCAACAGCGAUACAUUCGCGGAUGUUACGUAACCAUUUCCGCCAAGUUUUCUGCGCAUACUCUGCUGUAUAAUUAUGGCAUUCAUAAGAAUAUCACGUGGUUUUCACAAAAAUCAUAUUUUAUAUUUUGCAAAUGAGAGAAUAAAUAAGAAUUACUGGAGAGCUUAAAAUGCUAAUAUUUUGUUUCAUUUGUAUGUAUGUUCUUUUGUUAGCUUUUAUUGUAAUUCUUGUCCCGUUUAUUUAUUUGCCGAUGAUAACUUCCAAUAAGUCAAAUUAGCAUUGUGGUAACUUAGAAAUAGGAUAAACUAUGAAUCAGAAAUGACUUUAAUUUGUAUUCUGAGUAAUGCGACAUGUAUU
Messenger RNA from Lingula anatina, 1687 nucleotides. RefSeq lists its product as uncharacterized. NCBI's taxonomy places the organism in Eukaryota, Metazoa, Brachiopoda, Lingulata, Lingulida, Lingulidae. The record is from RefSeq and is a predicted model, not a curated record. Gene Ontology annotation, molecular function: calcium ion binding.